This is a messenger RNA of Manduca sexta (tobacco hornworm), 632 nucleotides long. RefSeq lists its product as uncharacterized. The record is from RefSeq and is a predicted model, not a curated record. The transcript has 3 exons. Bases 39 to 596 code for a protein of 185 amino acids. NCBI's taxonomy places the organism in Eukaryota, Metazoa, Arthropoda, Insecta, Lepidoptera, Sphingidae.
GAAAAUUAAUUAAAAAUCGCAUGAACAUUUUAUGAUACAUGGAAAUUUUGCAUUGUGUCAGCGAAAUGCGGCGGUUUCAUCCAGUAAUUAUUAUCGUCAUAUUUUCUAAUGUCAACUCUCUGAAGAUAAGCAAGCCACAUAAUGCAAUACAUCAAUUAUCGGAUAUAGUUUCUGAUAAAAAUAAUAAGCCUAUGAUCGUGGUGGUGGAUACAGAGAAGAAACAACGAGAUGACUUCGAUGAUCUUCUAGUUGAUGGUGAUGAUGGAUUGAUUGAUGAUGAUAGUCAUCAGAAGACAGACGCGAGCGAAGAUGCUGCGUACAUACUGUAUCACUUAUUGCGGACUACCAAACAAGAUGAUGAACCAGACCCUCUCCUCGAAGAAACAAAGCACGCGUUACGUCAGGCUAUCAAAAUAAAAUGCAAGAGGGUUGAGGAGUGUAUAAUAGAGUGUCCUCCGAGAAGGCCCUCCUGCCCACGGAACUGUCAGGAAGUGUUCGACAAUCUUAACCUCUGCCCUCCACCGAGGCCGAAGAGACCAAAAAACGACUGCAGACCAAAAUGUGGGAAGACCAUGCCUCCUAAAUGGUUCUUUUGAGUUAAUAAAUAAACAAUGAUCAUGAAAGAAUGUAAA